GGCCAUCUCCGGCGGCGCUCGGCGCCACUCGCUGGGUGAAGCCGGGUUUACCAAAGAUGGCGGCGUUCGGGAUUUUGAGUUAUGAGCACAGGCCGCUGAAAAGGCCUCGGCUUGGGCCGCCAGACGUUUACCCGCAGGACCCCAAGCAGAAAGAGGAUGAGUUGACAGCCCUGAAUGUUAAGCAAGGCUUUAACAAUCAACCUGCAGUGUCGGGGGAUGAACAUGGUAGUGCAAAAAAUGUCAAUUUCAAUCCUGGCAAGAUCAGCUCCUACUUUAGCAGUAUAAUUGCCGAAAAGUUGCGGUGUAAUACAUUCCCAGAUACCGGCAAAAGAAAACCUCAGGUUAAUCAAAAGGACAGUUUCUGGCUUGUCACAGCUCGUUCCCAACCUUCAAUACAUAACUGGUUUACUGAUCUGUCUGGAACCAAACCAUUAACCCAGCUUGCAAAGAAGGUGCCGAUAUUUAGUAAAAAGGAAGAAGUGUUUGGAUACCUAGCCAAAUACUCAGUGCCAGUAAUGAGAGCUGCUUGGCUGAUAAAAAUGACAUGUGCCUAUUAUGCUGCUAUCACUGAAACAAAGAUGAAGAAACGCCACGUCAUAGACCCAUGUAUAGAGUGGACUCAAAUCAUCACAAAGUACCUUUGGGAACAGCUACAGAAGAUUGCUGAGUCUUAUCGACUGAUGUCUACGCAGAAUUGUGGGACCCCAGUACAGUCCACAGUCCCUGAAGUAGAGCAGGCCAUGAAACAGUGGGAAUAUAAUGAAAAACUGGCUCUUUACAUGUUUCAGGAUGGAAUGCUGGACAGACACGAAUUCCUGACCUGGGUCCUUGAAUGCUUUGAGAAGAUUCGGCCAGGGGAGGAUGAACUUCUUAAGUUGUUGCUCCCACUAAUGUUACAGUACUCUGGAGAGUUUGUGCAAUCUGCAUACCUGUCGAGACGCUUGGCUUACUUCUGUACCCGACGUCUCUCCAUGCUGCUUGGGGAUAGUGGUAGCAAUGCAGUAACAGGAGGACACCAGUCCCAUGUGAUGACAGCACCCACUGGAAAUGCCUUGCCUCCAACUCCAACACCACCCACCAAUGGGGCUAACCAGCCUCAAUCUCCGUUCAUGGAUUUUUAUAUUUGUCCGCAGCAUCGCCCGGUUGUGUUUGGAUUAAGUUGCAUGCUUCAGAGCAUAGUUUUGUGUUGUCCAAGUGCAUUGGUGUGGCAUUACUCGUUGACUGAUUGCAGAAAUAAGACUGGAUCUCCCCUCGAUCUUUUACCCAUAGCACCAUCCAGUCUUCCUAUGCCAGGAGGGAACUCUACAUUUACCCAACAGGUCCGAGCUAAAGUGCGGGAAAUUGAGGAACAGAUUAAAGAACGAGGUCAGGCUGUGGAGGUCAGGUGGUCAUUUGAUAAGUGUCAGGAAACUAAUGCAGGGUUUACUAUUGGUCGCGUAUUGCAUACACUGGAGGUACUUGACAGCCACAGUUUUGAAAAAUCUGAUUUUAAUAACUCGUUGGAUUCGCUUUACAACAGAAUAUUUGGAUCAGGACAGAAUAAAGAUGGGCAUGAGAUGUUGCCAGAUGAUGAUGCAGUGAUGACAUUGCUUUGUGAGUGGGCAGUGAGCUGCAAGCGUUCAGGCAGACACCGGGCCAUGGUGGUGGCAAAAUUGUUGGAGAAGAGGCAAGCUGAAAUUGAAGCUGAGAGAUGUGGUGAAUCAGAGGUAGUAGAUGAGAAGGGAUCUGUGUCAUCUGGCUCUCUCACCAGUGCCAGCAUUCCUGUUUUCCAGGAUGUGUUGCUUCAAUUCCUGGAUACCCAAGCUCCAAUGCUGACUGACCCUAGUAGUGAAAGUGAAAAGGCUGAAUUUGCCAACUUGGUGCUCCUAUUCUGUGAGCUGAUCCGCCAUGAUGUUUUCUCACACAAUGUCUACAUGUGCACACUGAUAUCUAGAGGAGACCUGUCAUCGGAGCAGCAUGUGCCCAGACCACGCUCACCUGUUGAUGAUGCUGCAGAAGAGCAGGAUCGGAAGGAACAUGAAGGAAAUAACAGUGUUAAACUGGAGGACCCUGGUUUAUCAGAAAGUAUGGACAUAGAUCCGAACUCCAGUGCUAUAUUUGAAGAUGUGGAAAAGAAUGACUUCAAAAGUGAAUUUAGUUCUGAUUUCUCUAUGUUUUCUCCUUCAAUGCACUGCGAAUCCAAAACCAGCCCAUCCCCAGAAAAACCUGCCUCAGAAAAGGAGGUUAAGCUAUUACAUAAAGAAAAGAAUGAAGUAACGUUUCCAUCACCAUAUGACCAAUCCAGGCAUAUACAGUAUGCCACGCACUUCCCUAUUCCUCAGGAAGAAUCAGCAAGUCAUGAAUGUAAUCAGCGUUUGGUGGUUCUAUAUGGUGUUGGGAAACAACGUGAUGAAGCUCGACACGUAAUUAAAAAAAUAACCAAAGAUAUCCUGAAGGUUUUGAACAAGAAGAGUACUGCAGAGACUGGUGGAGAGGAAGGACAGAAGCGAAAGAAAAAUAAACCAGAAGCAUUUCCGACAGCUGAGGACAUAUUUGCUAAAUUUCAGCAUCUUUCACAUUUUGAUCAACAUCAAGUUACCUCUCAGGUAUCACGGAAUGUGCUGGAACAGAUCACUAGUUUUGCCUUAGGAAUGUCCUAUCAUCUGCCUCUUGUUCAGCAUAUUCAGUUCAUCUUUGAUCUAAUGGAGUAUUCCCUUAACAUCAGUGGACUGAUAGAUUUUGCUAUUCAGCUGCUGAAUGAAUUGAGUGUGGUGGAAGCAGAGUUACUCCUGAAGUCAUCCAGUCUGGUUGGCAGCUACACAACGGGUUUGUGUCUGUGCAUUGUGGCAGUCCUGCGGCGUUAUCAUUCCUGCCUUAUCCUCAACUCUGAUCAGACAGCACAAGUGUUUGAAGGUUUAUGUGGAGUGGUAAAGCAUGGUGUUAACCCAGCAGACUGCUCCUCUGCUGAACGUUGUAUCCUCGCCUACCUCUAUGAUCUCUACACCUCCUGCAGUCAUUUAAAGAGCAAAUUUGGAGAACUCUUUGGUGAUGCCUGUUCCAAGGUCAAGAAUACCAUCUACAGUAAUAUUGAUCCUUCUGACUCCAACAUGCUUUGGGAACCUGAGUUCAUGAUUGAUGCCAUUGAAAACCCCUCCGCCCACAACUUCAGCUACUCCAUGCUUGGUAAAAUCCUGAAUGAUAACCCAGCCAAUCGCUACAGCUUUGUUUGCAAUGCACUCAUGCAUGUCUGUGUGGGACAUCAUGAUCCUGAUCGUGUGAAUGACAUUGCUAUCCUGUGUGCGGAACUGACUGCCUAUUGCAAGGCUCUCAGCGCCGAGUGGCUUGGUGUACUUAAGGCACUGUGCUGUUCAUCCAAUAAUGGUACUUGCGGCUUUAAUGAUCUUCUCUGCAAUGUUGAUGUGAGCGAUUUAUCAUUCCAUGACUCUCUGGCAACAUUUAUAGCUAUUUUAAUAGCCAGACAAUGUUUGCUGUUGGAGGAUCUGAUUCGCUGUGUGGCCAUCCCAUCACUCCUUAAUGCAGCAUGCAGUGAACAAGAUUCAGAACCUGGUGCUCGUCUAACAUGCAGAAUCCUCCUCCACUUGUUUAGGACACCACAGUUGAACCCUUGUCACCAGGACAGCAAUAAACCUACAGUAGGGAUUCGUUCAUCCUGUGACAGACACCUGCUGGCAGCAUCGCAGAACAGCAUUGUGGUGGGAGCAGUUUUUGCUGUCCUCAAAGCUAUAUUUAUGUUGGGUGAUGCUGAAUUAAAAGGCUCUGGCUUCUCUCAUUCUGGUGGAAUGGAGGACCUUGCAGAUGAUGAUGUAGGAGUGAAAAAAUCUGGCAGCCGGACUGUUUCUAUUGAAACAGCCAGUUUAGAUGCUUAUGCGAAAUAUGUGCUAAAGAAUAUCUGUCAGCAGGAGUGGGUGGGAGAGCGCUGCCUAAAGAGUUUGUGUGAGGAUAGCAGUGCUCUGCAGGAUCCGGUUUUGACAAACAAGCAAGCACAACGACUCUUGCAACUGAUAUGCUAUCCGCACCGUCAGCUGGACAGUGAGGAAGGGGACAACCCACAACGUCAACGAAUCAAACGCAUUCUACAGAAUCUUGAUCAGUGGACAAUGAGGCAAUCCUCACUGGAGCUGCAGCUUAUGAUUAAACAGAGUGUCAUCAGCGAGAUGAAUUCCUUACUAGAAAACAUUGCUAAAGCCACCAUUGAGGUAUUCCAAAAAUCAGCUGAAAUGAACUCCUCCAAUCUGAGCAGUAAUGGAACUGUGAAUGCUGGGGUACCUGUCUUUAGCACCAGCAGCACAAACGGAAAUGCAACCAGCAAAAUGAAACCAUUGCUCAGCUCAUCAGAGCGGACAGGUGUCUGGCUGGUGGCACCAUUGAUUGCAAAGUUGCCAACAUCUGUCCAGGGUCAUGUGCUGAAAGCAGCUGGUGAGGAAUUGGAGAAAGGUCAACAUCUAGGGUCAUCCUCACGGAAAGAGCGGGAUCGGCAGAAACAGAAGAGUAUGUCUCUGCUGAGUCAACAGCCAUUUCUUUCGCUGGUUCUGACGUGCCUGAAAGGGCAGGAUGAACAAAGGGAGGGGCUUCUCACCUCCCUUUACAGCCAGGUCCAACAGAUUGUAACAAAUUGGCGUGAAGACCAGUACCAGGAUGACUGUAAAGCCAAACAGAUGAUGCAUGAAGCACUGAAACUUCGCCUAAACCUUGUGGGUGGGAUGUUCGAUACUGUCCAACGUAGCACACAAGGGACCACUGAGUGGGCUGUUCUUCUCUUGGACAUAAUCAGCAGUGGAACAGUUGACAUGCAGUCCAACAAUGAGCUAUUCACUACAGUCCUCGAUAUGCUCAGUGUGCUAGUUAAUGGGACUCUGGCAGCGGACAUGUCAAGCAUCUCGCAAGGCAGUAUGGAGGAGAACAAGAGGGCCUACAUGAACCUCGUAAAGAAACUUCGGAAAGAGCUUGGGGACCGACAGUCAGAAAGUUUAGAGAAGGUGCGACAGUUGUUACCACUUCCCAAACAGACAAGAGAUGUCAUCACUUGUGAACCCCAAGGCUCUCUGAUUGAUACCAAAGGAAACAAGAUUGCUGGCUUUGACUCAAUAUUCAAGAAAGAGGGGUUACAGGUCUCCACUAAACAGAAGAUUUCACCAUGGGAUGUAUUUGAAGGGAUGAAGCACUCCGCUCCUCUCUCUUGGGGAUGGUUUGGAACAGUUCGUGUUGACCGCAAGGUGACCAAAUUUGAAGAGCAGCACAGGCUCCUGUUGUACCACACACACCUAAAACCAAAACCACGUAGUUACUACUUAGAACCACUGCCGCUUCCCCCAGAAGAGGAGGAACCACCUGUGCCAAUCAUUCCAGAACCAGAAAAAACUGCUGCAGAACCACCAAAGCUGGAAAAACCUAAUACUACUGAAGAGAAGAAAAAGAAAGCACCCAGAAAGAAACGGCAUGCUCCUAAUAAAACAGAGCAGGAUUUACCAUCCAAUGCACACAGAAUGCCUGCCUAUGGUGGUGGAGUUCCUACUGAUCUAAUCCCACACCAGACUGGUAAUCACUAUACCAGACUUCCAUACGGACAGCCCAGUGUAGGGAUAUAUACACAGAAUCAGCCUUUACCAGCAGGUGGACCCAGGUUAGAUACAAUCCCAUACAGAUCUGUGAGGCCUCCUUUCUCCAAAAUAAUGCAGAAUCGCCCGCCAUACAGCACAGUGAUGCCCCAUAUGGGUGGAAUGAUGGAUCCGUCACUGUACAAACCUCCCCAAUACAAGCAGCAACCUCCAAUCCCACAGGGACAAAUGCUCCGACAGCAGCUACAUGCCAGACUGAAUUCCGGUGGAAUGUAUGGACAACAGGUACGUCAAGCAAAUCCAGCCCAGCAAUAUGGACCUAUGUCACAAGCCCAGAAUAUUUCCCAAGGUUACACAAACUAUGGUUCUCACUUGGGGAUGCAGCCACACCCUUCGCAGGCCAGCAGCAUGAUUCCUCCUGCCUAUUCGAACCAACCAUACCAGGGCAGUCACACAGCCAACAAUCCUGCACUCGCAGAUCAGGUUCGGCAGAUGCAGCAACGACCAAGUGGUUAUGUUCACCAGCAAGCUCCAGCUUAUGCACACUCCAUGCAAAACACACAAAGGCUAACCCACCAACCCAUGCAGCAGACACCAUUGAUGACAGGGAUUAGUCAUAUGACCCCACAGAGUGUUCACUCGACUAUGAGGAAUAAUCAGUUGGGUCAGGAACAGCAGUACCUUCGACAGCAGCAGAUCCUGAGGCAGCAGCAGGUACAGCAACAGCAGCAGCAGCAGCAGCAACAACAACAGCAGCAGCAGCAGCAACAACAACAACAACAGCAACAGCAACAACAACAACAGGUGCAGCAGCAACAGCAACAGGCUCAACCCCAACCACAGACACUGGGAAUGCAGGCCAUCCCACCUCAGCAGUCCAUGUUCCAGAGACAAGGAAUGCAGCAGACACAGCAGCAGCAGCAGACGGCAGCACUGGUCAGACAAUUGCAACAGCAGCUUUCAAAUUCACAGCCACAGAAGAAUGCAAACCCAUAUUAUUAAUGCUGGAAUCUCCUGAAAUAAAAGAAAUGUGUCUCUGCUCACCACGUGGCCCGCCCCAGAUUCUGUCUGCUGUUCUCCAAAGGAAUGUUACGGUUUUGAAGGAAAAUAGCCUUGGGUUUACUGAUUGUCCUAUGGAAUGGGCUUCUUAGUUGACCACUUCCUCAUGUACUUAACGGGUUGCUCUUAAUGUAUGUUUAUUCACUGUUAGAAAAAAUAUUUUUCAGCAUUAAAAAGCUGAGAGAUGCUGGUAUAUUUUUCCAAUCUCCCUCCAUCCCAUCCCAUCCUAUUCUCUUCAAGAGGAGACCAGGAAGGCUGAAUUAUUGAUCAUCUGUGCUCAACAACAGUACUUCAGUUGAUGUGCAUUUAAUUAAUGUGCCAUAGACCUUGUAACCUGAAGAGAGAUCCAGCACAAUUUGUAAACUUCCAUGCAGUUCUGUUAGUUAUUGCCAAUGAUUGAGGCUCAUAGGAGGUCAUGUUGUUACUGAAACUGUUACUCUCCCAGCAGCUGCGCCAUGGCUGUGUUUUUUUACAUAUAUAUUUUUUAUAAAUAUAUAUAAAUAUAUACAGUUGUGUAUAUAUACAUAUAGCACUCUAUGAACAUUUAUUUUUAAUUAUUUUCAUUAAUGUUUCAUAUUGAUGCUCUUAAAACUAAAGAACCCAAGGAAUUACUGUAACCAUUUUUUUCUCCUCAUGCUUGGAAAUCACUGACUUGUUGAGGUAUGAUAGCUCUCCAUGUAAACAUUUUUGAUAUAUGAACCUGCACGCAAGCUACUCAACCACACGUGGCAUCAUAGCCAAGCCUGAACUUGUCCAAACAAGUGCAGUUUCCAGGAUGGGUUAUUGAAUAAUGAUCAGGAGCCAGAAACCAGAAUAUGUGCCUUGGCAUAUCAAUAAAAUGAACAGUUUUACAAAGUCAGAAGAGAAAUAUUUUGACCUGUAUUGCAGCAAGAGAGUGCAAAAUGAUUUUCAGAUAGGUCUUUACUUGUCAUUUUUAAUGCAUAUUCUAGAUUGUAAAGCGAGCUAUUGAAGUUUGUAUGUGUGCUGGGGAGAAAAUGGUGGUUCAGAAAGACUACUGUGUUGAAGAGUGGCCUUGUGUUGCUACUGUAUUUUUUUCUACAUUGUAUGCUUAUAGUUGUUUCUUUGGUUAAUUCGGGGGAAAAAAACAGCAUCUCUCAGUCUUCUGAUUCAAAGUUCUAUCAAUUAUUGAGACAGAAAACAUGGUAGUUUAUCGUAUGUGUCUGCCACAUUCAGUGCUCUGCAUGAAUUCAGACUACCCAGUGAAAGUAAUACCUUUGUAAUAGAAAGACAAAGUAAUCGUUCCUGCAUUCUUCGAAAAUGCAUUUGCAAUUCAGUUGUUGGCUUCUACCAUUCACUAACACAACUCAACUGGUUGAGAAUAAAAGUUAUUACUAGAGAAGAACAGCUGAACCAACGAUUGUAGUAUAGGAGGGUGGAGCCAUCAAAAUUCACUCAGAGGACAAGGUUAAACUGAGAAGCUUCAGAUACUAGCAUCACAACUUUGAAAAUUCAUCACCCCAAAGCAUUUCUGAACUUAAUCCAACAAAACAGUUUUCAGUUUUUCCAUCCAAUGAUUUAUAUUUUUUUAAAAAAGGUAUGGAUUAUAAUUUCUACUCAAUGCAAAUCUUCAACUUUGCAUGAACUUUGGCUCAUUCCAAAGGUAAUAUUUCCAUAUGAAAUUUUGCUUUAGAAAGGUGCGGGUACAAAAAAGCACAAAGUGCAGAGCACAUAGUGCUUGAACAGAAAUCUGGGGCUUAAGUAUCAUGGAAAUAAACUACUGAAAUUGAGUAUAUCUGUAAGGCUGGAGUGGGGGAGAGGAAGAUGACAAGAAACUCUCUGCAGUACCUGUUUCUGAAGAAAUUCAUGGAACGGCUUACUAAGUGACGUGUAGCAAAAUCCCCUCCCGUAAAAGUGUAGGAGAGUAAGCCUGGUGGAGAAAAGAAUAUCGCACUGUACAGAAAAAAUACUUUCUAUCUUGGUUUGUAAAACUGUACCCACAUAUUAAAAUUAUGUACAUUUUUGGUAACUGAUUUGUUUUUUUCUUUAAGAAAAUUCUGAUGUAAAGAAAAAAUUCAAGAUAGUGUAUGUAUAAAAAAAAUUGUACAUGUGCUGUUUUUAUAUAUAAAACACAAACACUGGUCAAUAUGAUAGAAAUGACCAUAUGAA
This is a messenger RNA of Carcharodon carcharias (great white shark), 8741 nucleotides long. RefSeq names its product mediator complex subunit 12 (gene med12). Gene Ontology annotation, biological process: regulation of transcription by RNA polymerase II. Lineage: Eukaryota; Metazoa; Chordata; Chondrichthyes; Lamniformes; Lamnidae. Gene Ontology annotation, cellular component: mediator complex. The transcript has 44 exons. Gene Ontology annotation, molecular function: transcription coactivator activity; beta-catenin binding. The coding region runs from base 57 to 6557 and encodes 2166 amino acids. The record is from RefSeq and is a predicted model, not a curated record.